Molecule: messenger RNA, 723 nt
Organism: Rubroshorea leprosula
Lineage: Eukaryota; Viridiplantae; Streptophyta; Magnoliopsida; Malvales; Dipterocarpaceae
Source: the annotation of a GenBank genome assembly
CAAUCUCACAUCUUUCUUCCUCCUAGCUAGCUAGCCAUUCAUUACCAGCCAAAACCAUGCCGUUAAGGGUUCUUUCUGCGCUUGACUCCGCGAGAACCCAAUAUUAUCAUUUCAAGGCCAUAGUCAUCGCUGGCAUGGGUCUCUUCACGGACGCCUACGAUCUCUUCUGCAUCCCUCCUAUAGUCAGACUCCUCGGACACCUAUACCAUGACAACAAAGAACUCCCCACUCAAGUCACCUCCGCCUUGGUUGCUGUCGCCCUUGUAGGCACAGACACAACUUUGUGUCUUGUUGAGUCUGGGGUUCUUCCGGUUCUUGCUGGGGUUGGGUAUAGGCGGAGACUACCCGCUGUCGGCAACAAUCAUGUCGGAGUUUGCCAACAAGAGGACACGUGGUGCGUUCAUAGCGGCAGUGUUUUCGAUGCAGGGGUUUGGGAUUUUGGCGAGCUCGGCUAUGACAAUGGUGAUUUGCUCCAUAUUUCAGAAGGGAUCGCAUGCUUCAAAAGAUUACACGCCGGACGCUGCCGACAUCUCGUGGCGGUUGAUUCUGAUGAUGGGCGGCGUUCCGGCUGCAUUGACUUAUUAUUGGCGGAUGUUGAUGCCGGAAACUGCUAGGUAUAUCAUUUCUUUUCUUUCAUUUUUUAAAUUUACUAUUUGUUUCCUUUCUACUGGCCAGACAUCCGCUGUCUCAGUUUGACCCAAUAAAUAAAGAAAAUAACUUUAA